AACAAGAAUACUGCCUGCCAAGAACCAAACGGUCAACAGCAUACAUCCACCUCACGAGGAAAUUCCCAUCUUGAUGUCGACCUACCUCAGAACUCACCAUCCCAAGCUCAAGCUCACACUCAUCAACUCACUAGCAAGGAACGGAAGAACUCAGGAGCUGAUAGCCAGGAGGAACCUGAGCACCAACCCAACCAGUACACAGACCAGCCCAUUCAUCUCCACCCUACCAAAGAGGACAACAGCUACCCAAGAACCACAUCCAAGGACAAAGACUAACAAAACGAGCGCAAGCAAGAUAUCAAAAUCAGAAACAACCAGAAACCAACCUCAGAAUCACUCAGCCAGUCUUCACUCAUCAGGAUCAACUAAUCUACCACCGAGCAGGAAGAAACUUACGACAAGCAACCAUGAUAAUCAUCAUCCCAAGAGGACUCACAAACAUUCCAGUAGUACGAACAACCAACUCGAUUCACCUAAAGCACCCAGAUCGAUCACCCCAUUCUCAACAUUAAGUAAACGAAAUGGAAAACGUGGACAGGAGGAAGAUGAACAAGACUCCCUAGCCACGGAUCGAUUGACCAAGAACCCAUCCCUAGAUCUCACACAACUACCCGAACCAAGCUCUUCACAGACAACCCAACCAUAUACCAGCUUCUCAUUCUCAUCCUCCUCCAUCCCCUUCGAGGCCGUCACACCCAGCGCACCACAACCACCAGUAGCCACACUGGCCCAUGGCCUUUCCCGAGUGCUAUUUAACCCUGGCGUGCAUUGGCUCCAAGAUCCGCGCACAUUGGUCUAUAACUUCGAUCAUCGUCUCCAGGACCUCGUCGCUCCCGAUCAGUUCAACUUCGACGCCCUAACGCCUUACGUCACCAGCUCUAGAGAUGAACAACUCGUCCAACUCGCCCAUCAAAACUUGCGUAAAUAUUGCGGUAGUACUAGUAGUAUGACCCAAACUCUAAGUCAGAUCUACCUCAUGUUAAACGGAAACAAACCUUUGAAUAUCGGCAUGCUGACCGCUAAUGCAGCUUCGACAAAGAAAAAAGUCGAAUUCACUCCUGGUGCCAAAAUGCCCGCUUCAAUCAUUCUCAAAUAUGAUCCCGAAACAAAACGAUAUUCGAUCGAUUCAGAUAAAUCGUUUGAUACUGAAACGGAUUGUCCAGAUUCAACAAUUCUCUCAAGUCUAGGCCAUGUCUUGGAGAAAUUCUUCGUUUUACCAUAUGAGGAGUUUGCGAAACUGUUGAAGAAGAACGCGAAUUUACUAGAUCCAUCGAAGCCGAAACUACGGGAGGCGUAUGCGUUUGCCAAAACAAAUCUGUUGAUGACUAGAUCCCAACUGGAUUGCUAUCAUCAUUAUUUGCCCGGAAACGGUACUUUCGAUAUCAAGACCCGUGCGACGAUUGCUAUCAGGCAUGAUCGGUUGAACCAUGCCAACGCAGCAGGGUAUCAAAUACGUACUUCUCAAGGCCCAUUAGAAUCUUUUGAAAGAGAAUAUUUGGAUUUGAUCCGAUCAGCGUUCUUGAAAUACCAGUUCCAGGCAAGAAUAGGACAAAUGGAUGGAUGUUUUGUCGCAUACCACAAUACCCAACGCGUCUUCGGAUUCGAAUAUCUUCCAAUCUCUAAGAUGGAUCAAGCCUUGUUUGGAAACUCACAAGAAGGCGAUAAAGUCUUCAAGUUAUGUUUGGGUUAUAUGGAACGGAUUCUUGAAGACGCUACUCAAGCAUAUCCUGAACAGUCACUUCGAAUUACUACUUCUGCCAAAAGCCACGGAAAUUUGUGGGUGUUUGUUUCGCCGGAUCAAGGGGAAAUCACAAGUCGAGAGCCUCCGGAAGAUUACACGACGUUCCAUUACAAGAACUAUAAUUACCUAGAUGGGGAGAUAGUUGAGGAGUCUUACAUUGACAUUGAGUCGAGUCAUCAGGCGCGGAUCGUACGAGGUGGAGGACUGGAGGACAAGGAGUUUGGGGUGGUGAGCUCGGAAGAAGAUCGAGAGAAGAUAGAUUGGUCGAUCUUUUGCCAGACAUUCAAGUACCCUAGGUCGGAGGAACUCGACCAACUCUAUCGGUCGAUCCGAAAGAUCCAGUUUGCGAUCUCUCAGUUAGUCUUACCGGAGGGCGUUGAUCGACAACUGAUGCGGAUCGUGAAUUGGCCAGAAACGGCCAACGAGCUACAAGAAUCGAGCACUAGCGACGAUGAUCUGUCUCCAUCCUCAUCAUCGCCCUUGGGAUCAUCACCCAAGACACCGACAAGCCCGGCCUCUUCUACUCACACUUUCGUCCCCACACCAGGAAUCAAAUACAAGACCGAGGUCUCUAAACUCGUCAAACAUCUUCGUUCGAUUGCUAAGGAUGGUUGGAAGUUUCAACACCAACUCGUCGAGGCUCAGAAAGACCAGAAAGUUAUCAGUCUUAAGCCUGCGGAAUUCUCCAUUCAAGACCGGCAACCUUCUCUCUCUAAUCGUCUUCCCUCUACUAGUCCACCUUCUUCCUCGACUUCCUCGGCUUCCCACUCCAACUCCGAUUGGCAGAAUCAUCUCAUCGCUCAGGAACGUCAAAGACAAAUUAAGGCUCUUGAUAUCUUAUCUUCUGUUAAAUCUAACACCCAGUAGUCCUCUUUUUUGCCUAAUAAAUCCAACCCCCCCCCCCCCCCCCAAAGUGAUAUCUUUCUCAUUCAAGUUUUUUGUUCUUCUUUGAUUGGUCGUCGAGUAACCUAGAAUUUGAUUCCCAAAGAAAGAAAAGAAAGAAAAUCUAUCUGGCU
Puccinia graminis f. sp. tritici CRL 75-36-700-3 is the source of this 2757-nucleotide messenger RNA. RefSeq lists its product as uncharacterized. The record is from RefSeq and is a predicted model, not a curated record. Gene Ontology annotation, cellular component: mitochondrion; mitochondrial envelope. The transcript is spliced from 7 exons. Gene Ontology annotation, biological process: mitochondrial RNA 5'-end processing. The coding region runs from base 74 to 2608 and encodes 844 amino acids. Lineage: Eukaryota; Fungi; Basidiomycota; Pucciniomycetes; Pucciniales; Pucciniaceae.